CGACAAAGAACUCAAGGGAAAGAUGCAUCCUCUUCUCAUUGGUACUCUUGUAUUCGUUAUAUUGGGAGUUGUCGGAACUCUUGUUGUUUUAGCGCUCUACAAGUGUAAGAAAAUGUCUCGAACCGCAGCAGAAGCCGGAGUGAUUAUCGCGAUUCUCUCUGCGGUGUGUAUGUGGAUGAUUUGGAGUUGCGUGUAUAUGAUGCAGAUGAAUCCUCUCCUAGCGCCCAUAAAGAACGAAGCUGGUUCUAGAUAAGAAUUGUGCCCUAUAU
Molecule: messenger RNA, 269 nt
Organism: Blastocystis hominis
Lineage: Eukaryota; Bigyra; Opalinata; Blastocystidae
Exons: 3
Coding region: 23-253 (76 amino acids)
Biological process (GO): proton transmembrane transport
Cellular component (GO): proton-transporting V-type ATPase, V0 domain
Molecular function (GO): proton-transporting ATPase activity, rotational mechanism
Source: RefSeq, a predicted model, not a curated record